Molecule: messenger RNA, 1829 nt
Organism: Balaenoptera acutorostrata (minke whale)
Lineage: Eukaryota; Metazoa; Chordata; Mammalia; Artiodactyla; Balaenopteridae
Gene: DPH7
Product: diphthamide biosynthesis 7
Molecular function (GO): protein binding
Source: RefSeq, a predicted model, not a curated record
CCCCUCCCAGGCCCGCGUCUCGCCGCCACGGCAGUGGGCGCGCCGUGCCGUGGCACGUGGGUCCAGUCGAGGUCCCCCGGCCGGCAGGGGGCGUGAGACCUCGGCCUCACGCUGGCGUCCACGGGGGCCGGAAGUCCCUCCCCGGAAGGCGUCAUGGGGACGACGGCGGAAGUGGGAGAAGUACCGCCCCUUGGGCUGUGCACUUUCUUGGCGCCGCGGGCGCGGGGACCCUGCUGUCAGCCUGGCUUCCUCACUUCUCCGCCGCCCGCUGUCCGCCACCCCGGUCGCCGCCGCGUCCUUCUCCGAAUGCUGGGCGGCCGGCAGUCGCGUCCGGCUGUUGCAGGCGGUGGACACGGAGCACACCGUGGACUCGGUGGAGUGGUGCCCGCUGGAGGGCUGCAGGCACUUGCUGGCGUGCGGCACCUACCAGCUGCGGAAGCCGGAGGACCAGCCCGCCGACCCGGAGAGCAAGAGUGGACUGGAUGUUGAUGAGCCUCAAAUUCGUUUUGGUCGUCUCUACCUGUAUAGUUUCAAUGAGGACAGCUCUUCUUGCCCCCUGGUUGAGGUCCAAAGAAGAGAUACUUCGGCAAUCCUGGACAUGAAAUGGUGCCACAUCGCGGUGGCCGGCCGUGCGCUCUUGGGAGUGGCGGAGGCUGCUGGGUCCAUAGAGCUACUCCGCUUGGUGCGAUCCGAGCAGAACUCUUACACACUACAGCCGUUCUCCCGCUUUGCCCUGGAAAAGCAGUGUCUGGCCUUGUCCUUGGACUGGUCCACUGGGAAAGCCGGAAGAUUUCCCCACUGCUUCCCUGUGUCUAGGGCCGGUGACCAGCCCUUGAAGAUCAUUAGCAGCGACUCCAGCGGGCAGCUCCAUCUCCUGCAGGCGUACCAGGCAGGGCCAGGAAUGCAGGCCGUGGGCACGUGGCAGGCCCAUCACUUUGAGGCCUGGGCUGCUGCUUUCGAUUACUGGCAGACGGAAGUCGUGUAUUCAGGUGGGGACGAUGGCCUUCUGAAAGGCUGGGACACCAGGACCCCUGGCACACCCGUGUUCACAAGCAGGAGACACUCCAUGGGCGUGUGCAGCAUCCAGAGUAGCCCCCAUUGCGAGAACAUCUUGGCCACGGGAAGCUACGACGAGCACGUUCUUCUCUGGGACACUCGGAGCGUGAAGCAGCCGUUGGCGGACGUGCCCAUGCAGGGCGGGGUGUGGAGGCUCAAGUGGCACCCUUUCCACCACCACCUGCUCCUGGCAGCGUGUAUGCAUGGUGGCUUUACGAUCUUCGACUGCCAAAAGGCAAUAGAGGAGAAUCAGGAAGUGCUCCCAGUCACUCUGUCCUACACCUUGCCCAACUCGCUGGUGUAUGGAGUCGACUGGUCCUGGCUGUACUUCCGCCGCUUGCCGCAGACCCAUCCGUCAUUCUGCUUGGGGUCCUCUCCUGGCAGCGACCCAGGAGGCAAAACAGCAGACCCAGUCUGUUCCCUGAAGGAUGCGGCCCAGUCACCAGCACCCUGUUUUGAGCGUUUAGCUGAUGCUGAUGGAGCGGGUGGUGCCAGACACCAGAGUGGAGGCAAGCUGAAGCCCUCUCCAGCCCUUUGCAGAGGACAAGGCCGGCUGCGUGCCUCAGGGGUCCAGAUCUGUGAGCGUGGCCACUCUCUGGAGGCAGCUGACUCUGACGUCAGCCUUGUGGCCACUUGCUCCUUUCAUGAUCAUGUUCUUCACCUCUGGAAGUGGGAGAACAGCUGAGCUAGGGCAGUUACUUGGUUUGACAUCAUAAAGACCAUUUCCACCAAUAAAACCAAGAGUAUGUCUUUAUCUUUUCUGAGAAUGAAGU